AUGGGCCCAGUGAAAGUCUCCAUUGAGAGAGCCUGUCCUCAGGCUCCAGCCCAGCUGUCAGAGAGCACUGAGACAGAGGGAGAGGUCCAGAAACUCUCCAGUUUAGUGCUGCCAAGUGAAGUCAUCAUUGCGCAGAGCUCAAUUCCUGGAGAAGGACUUGGCAUCUUCUCCAAGACCUGGAUAAAAGCUGGCACUGAGAUGGGUCCCUUCACAGGGAGGGUCAUUUCACCCGAGCAUGUGGAUCUCUUCAAGAACAACAAUCUCAUGUGGGAGGUUUUCAACGAAGAUGGCACGGUGCGCUAUUUCAUCGAUGCCAGCCAAGAGGAUCAUCGCAGCUGGAUGACUUACAUCAAAUGCGCUCGCAACGAGCAAGAACAGAACCUGGAGGUCGUGCAGAUAGGAAGCAGCAUAUUUUACAAAGCAGUGGAGACAAUACCUCCAGAUCAGGAACUGCUUGUGUGGUAUGGAAAUUCCCACAACACCUUCCUGGGUAUCCCAGGAGUCCCUGGCAUAGAGGAUGAACAGCAGAAGAAUAAAAAAAAUGAUGAAUUCAACCUGUGCGACACCUCCUCCACUACAGCGCUCUCCACCGCCUGCCGCAUGCGCUGCGUCAUCUGCCACCGCGGCUUCAACUCCCGCAGUAACCUGCGCUCUCACAUGCGUAUACACACUCUGGACAAGCCUUUCGUCUGCCGUUUCUGCAACCGCCGCUUCAGCCAGUCCUCCACCCUCCGUAACCAUGUGCGCCUCCACACAGGCGAGCGCCCCUACAAGUGCCACGUCUGCCAGAGCGCGUAUUCCCAGUUGGCAGGGCUGCGGGCGCACCAGAAGAGCGCCAGGCACCGGCCAACCAGCACAGGGCCUGUAGUAGGGCUGCAGGCGCACUCGCCCCCUCCUCCACCACCUCAACUGGCACAGGUUUCUCACCCGACCUCACUGUUGCAUCACAUUACCACCAUGGUGCUAUGAGAAUACAUGAAGCGUCUAAGAUGUUUGCAGACUCACAGGCUGUUCUUCAGUGCGGCUGGCUCAUAGAAGUCUGUCUAUG
Molecule: messenger RNA, 1048 nt
Organism: Sinocyclocheilus grahami
Lineage: Eukaryota; Metazoa; Chordata; Actinopteri; Cypriniformes; Cyprinidae
Product: PR domain zinc finger protein 12-like
Exons: 5
Coding region: 1-969 (322 amino acids)
Biological process (GO): regulation of gene expression; neurogenesis
Cellular component (GO): nucleus
Molecular function (GO): histone methyltransferase binding
Source: RefSeq, a predicted model, not a curated record